CAAACCUUUAUAUAUGAAGGAUCAAAAUAGCCUAGCUCUCAUACAUUAAGUACCAUUUUGAUCAUUUUCUUUUGUCGAACCAAAUCAGCUUACACUGUUAGCGAAGUUUCAGUCAAAUUUUCUCCUUUGUGCUGCAAAAUCUUGGGUUUGACGUUGUUCCAAUUUUCUAUCCUAGGUUGUCCUCGAACAAGUUUUCAUUAUGAAGCGUUUCUUGAAAAAAUUCACCAUUGGAGGGGCUAGGGAGUUUUCUAUGCAAAAUUCAAGAAAUCCAAAAACCCAAAGCCUCAAAAUUGAAGGGAUUAAAGAUAUUAUAGCAGUUGCUUCUGGGAAAGGUGGUGUUGGCAAGUCCACUACUGCUGUUAAUUUGGCUGUUUCACUUGCCAAAAGGUGUCAACUUAAAGUUGGGUUGCUGGAUGCGGAUAUUUAUGGGCCUUCAAUUCCUUUGAUGAUGCACCUCAAGGGAAAGCCAGAACUGAGCAACGAUAGGAAGAUGAUUCCAAUUGAAAGUUAUGGAGUUAAAUGUAUAUCGAUUGGAUCUCUUGUAGACGAAAGGGAAGCAAUUGUGUGGAGAGGGCCUAUGGUAAUGAAAGCCCUUGAACAGUUGACAAGGGGAGUGGAUUGGGGGAUCCUAGAUGUUCUUGUGAUAGAUAUGCCUCCCGGUACUGGUGAUACUCAGAUAUCAAUUUCCCAAAGGCUACAAUUAUCAGGAGGGUUGAUUGUUUCGACUCCUCAAGAUGUUGCUUUACUGGAUGCUCGCAGAGGGGUUAAAAUGUUCUCCAAGGUUAAUGUUCCGAUACUGGGAAUUUUGGAGAAUAUGAGCUACUUUAAAUGCCCAAAAUGCAAUGAAUCGUCCUUUAUCUUUGGUCAAGGAGGAGCUCGGAAAACAGCUGAGGAGAUGGGUCUGAAAUUUCUUGGUGAGAUACCACUUGAAGUGGAGAUCAGAAGCGGUUCCGACGAAGGUGUUCCCAUUGUUAUGUCAAACCCUGAUUCUGUAAUCUCUCAAGUAUAUGGCAAUGUGGCUGAAAAAGUUGUCAUGAGGCUUGAAGAGGUAGAUAAGGAGCAACACUUCAGGCCAGAUAUAUCUCUUUAAAUGCGUUGAUCAAGCUCUCCACCAACUUGAGUGUAAUAGUAACUACUAGAAUCCAACCCUUCUAACAAAAUCAGAGAAAAAUCUAGUUGGCUCUGAAUAUAGAGUUAAAGGAAGUCCAUUAUCAGGAGAAGUUGUGACGCCGAUGUGCUUGCUGGGAGGGAGCAAUCUUGUUGACUUACUGAGUUAUCACUCAACAAUUAACACUAACUGAAAGUUGCAGGAAUGAUGAUGUAUCUUUUAGCUAAUUGAACCCAUCUUUUCAACAUGAAAAGAUAAUAUUUACAUAUGAUGAACAUAGCGUGGAUUGACAAGGUUUAGUCAUUCUCAUCUUUCUAGGAAAAAAAAGAGAAAUCAAAGAUUUUUCAUGUAUUGGAUUCCUUAUCUUUUAUUCUUCCAAAUUUGAAUGCUGCUUGUAUUUGUUAGUUGGAUUGGAUAGUUCAAUUUUGUGUUGGUUUUAGUAUGGGAAACUUGACUCCUUUUUUGUCAAAUGAUAAGAGUACAACAGUAUGGGAUCACAAUUUUCUUA
Molecule: messenger RNA, 1616 nt
Organism: Solanum pennellii
Lineage: Eukaryota; Viridiplantae; Streptophyta; Magnoliopsida; Solanales; Solanaceae
Product: iron-sulfur protein NUBPL
Exons: 8
Coding region: 200-1090 (296 amino acids)
Biological process (GO): mitochondrial respiratory chain complex I assembly; iron-sulfur cluster assembly
Cellular component (GO): mitochondrion
Molecular function (GO): 4 iron, 4 sulfur cluster binding; ATP-dependent FeS chaperone activity; ATP binding
Source: RefSeq, a predicted model, not a curated record